AAGAUAAAAGUUUGGUAUAGUUACAAAACUUUUUUUGGAACAUCAUCUGACAAAAAACAUGCUGCUGGUUGAUGUGUCAAACAUAUGCAAUUUUUCUGAGCAGAUUUAAUAUACAGAGAAUUUCUUUAACUAACGAAUACUAGUGCAAAGCCAUGCACGUACAAUGUCUUCAGAUGAUGAAAGAAAGAAACAGGGCUUAAUCUCCCUUCCCCCAGAACUUGUAGAAAAAAUCUUUUUGUAUCUUGAUGUGGAAGACAUUGCCAGGUUAUCCUGUGUCUGUUUGGCAUGGCGAGAAAUUGCUAAUGUUGACCAUAUAUGGCUGCAUCAUUGUAUGGAGAGGAAGUGGAUGAGAUUUGGUCUUCAUGACAACAUCCUUCAAGAAUUGCCAUUGUGCAAACCCCAGUCCAAUGUUUCCAAUACAUCUCCUUACUUCAGGCUCUAUAUUCCUAAAGAAACACGACUUUCCCCAAUAUGUCGUUGGAAGAAUGUGUUCAUCAGAGUUUUACAUUUAUUCAAAAACUGGGAUAAAGGACGUUACACUUUACCUUUGACACUUAAAGGUCAUAAAGAUCAGGUCAAGGCCAUCGAUUGUAAUAGAACUUGCAUAGUAAGUGGCUCAGAGGACAAUACAGUGAUUGUGUGGAGUUUAAGUACUGGCUCCAAGUUAUUUGACAUCAAAGUUCAUUCAGAUGCUGUGACAGCUGUCAAAUUAAAGGGCAACAUGCUGGUGACAGGCUGUGCUGACAGCUCAGUGCGGGUGAUCGAUUCCACCACCGGUCAACUGGCCUUCUCUCUCCAAGGUCAUCAGGGGUCAGUGGACCACCUGGCCAUCAUUGAGGACUUUAUCGUCAGUGCUGGCACUGACAGAACAGUGAUGGUCUGGUCCAUAUCUCAACAGAAACAUGUGCAUACCUUACGAGGACAUGUGGAUGAAAUAGAGUGCAUGGCUCACAGUGGCUACACAGUGGUGACUGGGUCCUGGGACAAGGCACUGAUGGUGUGGGACAUCAGACAGGAGGACGCGGUACAGAUGCUUCAUGGGCACAGAGAGGUCGUGACAUGCUGUUACUGUACGGAGGACACAGUCAUCAGUGGGAGUGGGGACUCAGAUGUCCGGAUCUGGAGGAUUCCAUCUGGAGAGUGUCUACAAGUUCUGUCAGCUCACAAGGCUGAAGUGUAUUGUUUGGCUUGCUCAACAGAUGUAAUAGCUUCAGGAUCAUCAGAUAGCACGAUCAUCAUAUGGAGUUACUCUGGGAGCCUCCUACACACGUUGACGGGCCACCUAGGUGUGGUCAGGUGUUUGUACAUCAACGAGUUCCGCCUAGUGAGUGGUGGCGACCAGAAAAAGAUCAACGUCUGGGACUACCGGAGCGGUAAACUGCUGAAUACGAUUCAUCGCAACCCCACGCGGCUCCAUAAGAUGCUGGUCACUGACACUAAGCUGAUAACAGCCUCCCCAGAGACCCCGGGGACAGUCACCAUGAUCAGUUACUGGUGACCACUACUCCUCAGAGACCCAAGGGACAGUCACCUUCAUCAUUUACUGGUGACCACUACCCCCCAGGAUGGAGGAUAUCAUACUGGUUUGUUAUAGAUACCAAUAAACUUCUUCAAUUGGACAAGUGAAAUAUUUCAGCACCAGAACUUUGUCAGCAUCUGGAACUUGUCACAGUUUGAGCAUAUUUAACAUCAGAACUCUGUUAAAUGAACACUGAAUAGCCAGUUAGGAUUUAGAGUGUCUUAUUCAAUCAAAUUCAAAUAUUUCAUGAUUGAUUGCAAGAGUUUUACUGGACCAUUCAUUGGUCAGACCUUCUACUUAGCUCAAGUUUGAUUGCUUUGUGAGUGUUUAACUACACAAUGUAGAUGACUAGAGUGUGUGUGUGUGUGUGUUAAACCACAAUACACAAUUCCAACACAAUUCAUUUAGGUGAUUUCUGGCAAACAAUCAAAAUAUUAUAAAUUACAGUUAUUAAACACGAGCAAGUUUUGGUACACUGUAACCUUUGAAAUACUAAUUCUGUACAAAUGUGAAUUUUACCUUGACUAACAUUCCUUAAAGUUUAUCACUAGGUGAAUGGUUUCAAUAUGGGAACUGCACUACAUUAUGAAUAACAUAUUUUUAAAUUCUGUAUCUCCACCAAAAGUAUAAUCUGGCCUGAUGUGUUUACUUUACUACACAAGAAUUUUUACCCUAAAAAUGAAGCCAUGUACAAUUGUCCACAUAAUUUUUAUUUCUUGAUACUUGUAUUACAUUGUCUGGGGUAUCAUAUUUUUUGCCAUGUCAAAAGACCUCAUGUGCCUUUAUAACAAAAAGUUGCUCAGAAUUAAAACAUUUACAUAUAAACCAGUAUAAUUGUCUGUUCUAUUAAUCAUUACUAAAUAUAGUGAUAUUUUUUAUAAUCUUUACUUUUUAUGUACAUUUUGAAAUAUCUGUGAUAAUUUGUGUAUUUUGAGUACACAAAAAUCUGUGAUAAUAUUUCUUUAUUUUGUUCAUGCAGGAUUGAAUAAACAUUUUGUUGAUAGAA
Magallana angulata is the source of this 2525-nucleotide messenger RNA. RefSeq names its product F-box/WD repeat-containing protein 7-like. The coding region runs from base 164 to 1498 and encodes 444 amino acids. The transcript has 12 exons. NCBI's taxonomy places the organism in Eukaryota, Metazoa, Mollusca, Bivalvia, Ostreida, Ostreidae. Gene Ontology annotation, molecular function: protein binding. The record is from RefSeq and is a predicted model, not a curated record.